CUCUAGUUCGCUCCACGUGCAUUUUUCAAGCGUACAUUUCUUUUUCGGUCAAGGAAGUAAAUUCAAAGUCAUUCUUGUUAAUAUACCCACGUUGGUGUGGUAAGAGGCUCCGAAACUCACGUAGUUUCACUUUACUCCAGAUUCAUUUUAAUUUAUCGGUGAGAGCGUGAACAACUCCAUUCACGAUGACUGGACGUGGAAAAGGUGGAAAGGGACUGGGAAAAGGAGGCGCAAAGAGGCACAGGAAAGUACUGCGUGAUAAUAUCCAAGGUAUCACCAAGCCGGCUAUUCGCAGAUUGGCGAGGAGAGGCGGUGUGAAGAGAAUCAGUGGCUUGAUCUACGAAGAAACACGUGGAGUAUUGAAAGUUUUCUUGGAAAACGUUAUUCGUGAUGCUGUCACGUACACUGAACACGCGAAGAGGAAAACCGUGACGGCUAUGGACGUGGUAUACGCGUUGAAACGCCAAGGCAGAACCCUGUAUGGUUUCGGAGGUUAAAGGAUCGACGGAGAAGAAGAAAAAUAGACAAUCGGCCCUUUUUAGGGCCUC
Molecule: messenger RNA, 548 nt
Organism: Dufourea novaeangliae
Lineage: Eukaryota; Metazoa; Arthropoda; Insecta; Hymenoptera; Halictidae
Product: histone H4
Exons: 1
Coding region: 186-497 (103 amino acids)
Biological process (GO): nucleosome assembly
Cellular component (GO): nucleosome
Molecular function (GO): protein heterodimerization activity; DNA binding; structural constituent of chromatin
Source: RefSeq, a predicted model, not a curated record